AUGCUGGAAAAGAAUCUCACUAGGGCCAUGGACUGCAACUGGCCAAGCUACGCAGAGUUCUUUGAGACGACGAUGAGGGUGGACAAGCAGUAUGACAUCAAUAAAGCGCUGCGGGCUGCUGGAAUCGAUCUCCAGAAAGAGAUCCGUGUGAAGAGUUCUGAUAUUGAGACCGCCCUCACCAAUGCAUUUGGCGAAGCACCCGUACUGCAAUGUGGCGAGAACAAUGACUUCAACGACAUCCUGGAGGAGAUCUGGCUGUGCCUCAACGAGGAUAUGGAGAUCCAGGAGUGCCCCCCGUCCACAGCUUACAGCACUUGUGACGACUAUGUCUUCUUCGAAAGGGGUGCCAAGGUGGGCAGAUUCCCCCAAAACGCGGUGCUGGCCAAGCAGCCGUUCCAGAGCAUGGAAAAGCUCAUCGAGGGUGCUCGCUCAGCCUGGUGGAAUGAGACCCCCAUCACGGGCUGGCUGGAGGCCUUCGCCGCGCACCCCCGCCUGGGGGAUAGGCGCGGCCUGGCUCAGAGGUCUGGCGCCUUCUCUGACCUGAGCCGCGACGAGCAGUCCUCGGCCGCCGGCGCGGCGGAGGCCACCCUGGCCGCGCUGGCCGACUGGAACGCGCGGUACGAGGCCCGCUUCGGCCACAUCUUCAUCGCCUGCGCGGCAGGCACGCCCGCCGACCGCAUGCUGGCCAUGGUGAAGCAGAGGUGA
Auxenochlorella protothecoides is the source of this 705-nucleotide messenger RNA. RefSeq names its product Uric acid degradation bifunctional protein TTL. Gene Ontology annotation, molecular function: ribonuclease T2 activity; RNA binding; carboxy-lyase activity. The transcript has 7 exons. The record is from RefSeq and is a predicted model, not a curated record. Lineage: Eukaryota; Viridiplantae; Chlorophyta; Trebouxiophyceae; Chlorellales; Chlorellaceae. Bases 1 to 705 code for a protein of 234 amino acids.